GCGCGCUAUCUAAGGGCUCGAGUUGUAUCCCCAAAUCGAGCAAAUUUAUUCUUCACCUUCCGUCACCGCCACAUAGUCUCGCUUUCGUAACCUCAUAAGCGCCAAUGGCUACCGAAAAUCCUCUGGAAGACCGCAUCUCGACUGUUCCUUUCGCAGAGCAGGGCGAGAAGUGGGAUAGUUGCUGGAGAGAGGCUUUAACACCAUGGGACCGCGGAACCGCCUCCAUUGCCCUUCACGACCUCCUCGCUCAAAGGCCUGAUCUCGUGCCGCCCUCCCAACACCAUGAUCAUCGCGGCCAUCCCCUCCGAGAUUCAACAGGCGCUAUUGAAAAGAAGAAGGCUCUAGUCCCCGGUUGCGGGCGUGGUCAUGAUGUUCUGCUAUUGAGCUCGUGGGGUUAUGAUGUCUGGGGCCUCGACUUCAGUGCUGCUGCAAAGGAGGAGGCUAUCAAGAACCAAAAGCAAGCCGAGUUAGAAGGUCUAUACAAACCUGUCGAUGGUUUGGAUAAAGGAAAGAUUCACUGGGUUACUGGUGACUUCUUCGGACAAGAUUGGGCCAAAGGUGCUGGCGCUGAUGGCAAGUUUGACCUGGUCUACGAUUAUACGUUUCUAUGCGCUCUGCCUCGCGAAGCAAGACCAAAAUGGGCCAAGCGCAUGACCGAGCUGCUUUCUCAUGAUGGUCGCCUCGUCUGUCUCGAAUUCCCUUCGACAAAACCCAUGUCCGCCAAUGGUCCCCCAUGGGGAGUCUCCCCAGAGCUCUAUGAAGCCCUCCUAGCAGCUCCUGGCGAAGAAAUUGCAUACAACGACGACGGUACCGUCCAUGAAGACCCUUGCUCAAAACCUUGGGCCGACGCCCUACAUCGGCUGAGUCUUCUCAAACCAACUCGAACGCACAAGGCCGGCACCAGCCCAGAUGGCGCAGUGCUUGACUUCCUCUCAGUCUGGAGUCGAUAACCAAGCUGAGUAGUUUGGCCACCGAAUCUCCUUUUUUUACGUCUCGAUACCAAACAAC
This is a messenger RNA of Fusarium oxysporum Fo47, 1008 nucleotides long. RefSeq names its product S-adenosyl-L-methionine-dependent methyltransferase. The transcript is spliced from 2 exons. NCBI's taxonomy places the organism in Eukaryota, Fungi, Ascomycota, Sordariomycetes, Hypocreales, Nectriaceae. Gene Ontology annotation, molecular function: S-adenosylmethionine-dependent methyltransferase activity. The record is from RefSeq and is a predicted model, not a curated record. Bases 105 to 950 code for a protein of 281 amino acids.